Messenger RNA from Lycium barbarum (goji berry), 1697 nucleotides. RefSeq lists its product as uncharacterized. Bases 87 to 1424 code for a protein of 445 amino acids. Gene Ontology annotation, molecular function: DNA binding. The record is from RefSeq and is a predicted model, not a curated record. Gene Ontology annotation, cellular component: RNA polymerase I complex. Lineage: Eukaryota; Viridiplantae; Streptophyta; Magnoliopsida; Solanales; Solanaceae. The transcript has 4 exons. Gene Ontology annotation, biological process: transcription elongation by RNA polymerase I; RNA polymerase I preinitiation complex assembly; nucleolar large rRNA transcription by RNA polymerase I.
CCAAGCCGUUUUUAAGUACCUUACAAUUACAGUAGGGUUUAUGGUUUUAUGUGUUUGUCGCACAUUCCUCACCCUUUGAAACAGCAAUGGCUAAACCAAAAGAAAAGAAGAAGCAAGAUGACCAAAACCCUAAUCAAGAAAGACAAGACAAAAUGGAUGAUGACACACAAGACACCCAACAUCAAGAAAUUGACCAAGAAAAAUCAAACAAGAAGAAAAACAAGAAGAAGAAGCAUACUGUAACAAUUGAAACCGUAGCUGAAAACCCCAAUAAUAUUUCUCCAAUUGUUGGUUAUUUUCCAUCAGGUUAUGACCCUUUAAAGAACAACAACAAGGUUGUUGAUGAGGAAGUGAGUACCAAGUUAUAUAGGAAUGUGAAAAGAAGUAAUAGGUUACAGCUUGUUGUGAGUCCUAAUGGGUCACAGGUUGAUUUUGUUGGGACUAAUUAUUCAGGUGAAGCAACAUCAGCUCAGUUGUGUACUUACUCACUUGGGGUAUUGGAUAAAGAAACACAAACUCUCAAGAUUGUUCCUAUUGCAGCAAACAAGAUAAUUAGGUUGGAACCUAGAGUUAGAGGGUCAGAAGUACCGGAAACUGAAGAUCCAGAUACGGUCAAGCAAGACCAACUCACUGCAGAAGAGAGGAAUGACAAAAUGAGAGAUUUAACUCAAAUGUACUCAUCAAAGAAGUCUAUACGACAGGCUAGGAAGCUUGAUUCCCUACGUCAACAAGAAGAUACUGGAAAUCAAGAGGAAUUUGAUAGGAAUAUAGCAGGGGCAAUAAACAAAGAGGCUCUUGAAGUAGCCGUUACCACAGAAAAUGCGCGGAAUAUACCACCAUAUGAUCUGGCUGCCACGACACCGCAGUUGGCGUAUCCACUAGACAGGAUUAUUUUCAAUGGAGAGUGGGAUUAUCUUUUGGAUGUUUUUGAACUCACGAAAGCUGGGGCAGAUAUGACACUUGAUCUUUAUCCAAGCUUUGUUUGCAACAGAUCCUACAAAUUGGAUCAUAUACAGGACGAAUAUGAGAAGAAAAGGCUGGCAGGCAUAUUUGCAUUCAUUACUCAUCUUGUUAAGUUCAAGGAUAAACAUUCCAUGGAUGGCGUAUCAUCUGCAAAGCAUCACAAGAUUCCCGUCAUCUUGUUCCAGAAGUUCUCUUCAUUGUUUGCUGUUACAGACUCAAAAAGGCUUCCGGAUGACAAAUUAAAUCUUCUUGUCAGCUAUGUUUUGGUGCUUACUCUCAUCGCUGAUGAUUUUCGUAGCGAUCCAACUGAUAUAGCCAAAGAUUUGAGAAUGAAUGCUGUAGCAUUGCGUGUUCACUAUGAGUACUUGGGUUGCAAGUUUGUUAAAGAGAAAAAUGUACUGUUGGCUACUCUUCCUGUUCCACUUCAAUUUCCAACUCUAAGGAGGAAGAGAAGAAGGUAGAUUCUCUUUUACAUAAGUGAAUAGAGUAAUAGAGGCGCCAAUUGAGCAGUGCAAAUGAGAUGUGGUUUUCUACUUAUCUAUAUUUCAACGGCAACCUUAGACAUUGAGAUCCGAUGAAACACAACGCGUUCAUUACAAACGUCGGAUCAUCCCUGUUGUCAGUUUUUUUUCUUGCUGUCAUAUUUGUUUGCCAUCAAUUUUGAAUACCUAUUAUUUGUUGAAAGUUGAAACUUGAAUUUCUGAUAUGUAGCGUUGUAAUGCAUGCUGUACGUA